AUGGCGGAACAGGAAUUGGACCUCGUGGGGAAAGUCGAUCUUCGUCUUGCGCUUGCAGAGACGGACGCCGAUUUGGAAAAAGCUGUUUCUUCUUAUCUUCCUCCAUUACUACUUAAACUCGCCAGUACUCAUGGAUCUGUACGCCAGGCGGUGUUUAAGAUUAUCCAGAAUGUGUUUCCAAGAAUUAACGCCGCUCGGGAUUUGAAAUUGCCUGUGGACGCUUUGUUGCUGCAAAUCCAGGCUCCAAACGUCCCAGAGGGCUCAGAUACUAGCCAGGUUAGGCUCUACAGUUUGCUUUUCUUGCUGAAGGGCAUUGAACGUCUUUCGCCUGGUGAAAAACACCAAUUGGCUACGAAGCUUUUGAUCGGGUACCAUAGCUACCCGCCAGCCGUUGCCAGCAGGAUAUUUGCUGCUUUGGUGAAGUGCUUGGAGUCGUAUAAGGCUCCAGCCAGAGAUAGCGACGAGUUCGAACAACGGAGAGAUGAGUUGGGCUUUAAAGUGAGACCUGAAGAUGAAAGAGCUUUAGUGCGUACUAUAACCAAGUUCUUCUUGCUUCUCCCCAAUGCAAAUGCUCCAAUCCAGACUCCAGGUAUGAGUGUUCAAGAUCUGGCUCUGUUCACCAAAGACGCUGGUGUUAGCUAUAAGUCGCUUGGGGAGAUCCAACUGGCGAAGUUGCGUGUUCUAGAAUUUAUCAGCGCCGGCUUCGAAGAGAGCUUGCUUGUCUUACCGCUUCUAAUUGCAUCUGCUGAUUCACUGUCUUCCAUUAACAACAAGGCCGAGCUUUGGUUCAAAAAAUUGCCUGUUGACUUAGAAGACAAGUACUUGAUUAAUGAUAUGAUCGAGCUUUUCCUUGGGAAACUGCAACCGUUGACUCCGCCUGUGGCUCCAACACUUCAGGAAAAGAUCUUAUCUUUGCUAUGCAAGUCAAAGGUCGCCAUGACACACGAAAAGACAAAAGAUGUUUCUCAAUUGGCACUCAAUUCUGAUUACAGUAAACUUCGGCAGACUGCCGUUUCCUUCAUCCGGAAGGUAACAAAGGCUGCUAGUGAUGCAUCACCUUUUGGAUCGACCCUGUCUCAAGAUGAAUUCAACAAGUCAAUCUUAUCCAGACUUAAAGAGGGUAUUAUGAGUGAAGGAUGGCCUGAAAUGGACACUACACAAAUUUCCAACUACAGAGCAGCGGUAAACCUGCGUCUGCUUCAGUACGAAGCUAUUGGCGAUAUAUUGCGCCAUUCGCCAUCCCUCUGGAACUCAGACUUGGAAUAUAUUAGGUUCCUUUUUGACUCAUUGGAAGGCGAAAGCACUGAACUACGUCCUGUGGUCCAGGAAGUGCUAUCAGGUCUCGAGCCUCACCUUUUACUCUUGUCAAGUGACUGUAAGGUGGAGUUAAAACGUAUUUUGAGGAAAUACUUGGAGUUUUCCAGCGCUUCGAACAACUUGGGAGCUUGCCGCUACUUGGCAAUGAAGUUCUCUAACUCUGCCUUCUCAUUCCAGGACGCAGAAGCACGCUACCUUUGUUUCCUAGGAACUGCCAAGUCAAACAAUUCAGAGACUAUAGAAGAAGCCAACAAGGGCUUACAUCCAUACUACUUCAACCUCCUUCAAGAAUCUAACAAGCUUAGCUUUCAAUCGUCAGCAGAAUUUCUAGGCACCAAUUCAUCCGUGAGAUUUCCAUUAUUUAGCGAUCUUGUCCAAGUUCUCAAAAACGGAUUAUCACAAGCCGAAGAGGACUCGGUACUUUUCCAGUCUUUGGGAACUGCCGUGAGGUUUUUACUUCGUGCAUUGGUUAUGGAAGUGAUCGAGGAUAAGUCAACGGUAAUUGUUGUUGAUGAAGAUUGGGACGCAAGAGUCGAUAAAGCCUUAGAGAUCGAUGAAACAGUCAAAUCCUUGAUGGUCGAAGGUAUUUCUGACGCUCGAAAACAAGAUAGUAUAUUCGACUUCUUCACCAUUGUCUUUGAUGCCCUUUACAAUCUGCAUUUCGGUGGUGCUAACUAUGUUGCUGACACAGGCUUCAGUACCGUGCUGGCUUUGCUAGUUUCCCUCUCGCCUGCCCAAGUGAUUGCGAAAUUGAAGCAAUUCAUCCCAAGACUACUUUCCUUAAUCGAGGAGAAGGUUUUGGCAGAGAGGACUCUUCGCGAGAUUUGUAAGACCCUUGGUGUCAUAGUCACAAAUCAAGAAGUAACUGACAGAGACUUGGAGACGAUCUUGAACAAGCUUACUGAUCCAGAGACAGCCAGCAACAAUGCCAGCAAGCUUACUGGCCGUCUUCUAGCUCCAGCUUACAUCAUUUCUAGAAUUGUGCUCGCUAACCGUGAGAAUAUCUUGAGUGCUGAAGGUGUUAAGACCUUCGUGAAGAGCCUUCGUGAAGCCAUAAAAGAAUCUCGCUAUUAUGAUACUGUUCUCGAAUCUUUAGGACAAUUGGCAGUUUUUGGUGUUUUUGGACCGCAACUAGAACUCUAUGAUGGAGUCAAGGAAGAUGUCGUUGCCUUGCAAGAGCCAGUCCAAGCUAAGGCAAAAACGUGCCAUGAACUCUCUGUUCUCGCAUUACUGAAGCUCCAACUUGCUAUUGGAUCAACCUACGAACAUAAGGGGCAGGAAGAGCUUACUACCGUUGAAAAGAUCGUUUACGAUACUCAUACUUCUAAACAGCUCGACUAUACAUUGGCCAGUGGUGAAGCGUUCCUGAUUCUUGCUGGAGGUUGGAAGUCGAAGAUUCUUCAACAAGAGGUAGAUGUUCAGGGAUCAACGCUCUCUCAUAUUCCGCAUUCCACAGAACGUUUGCCUGUCAUCUUAAAACAUGUUCUUCAGGCUUGUUCGAACACGAAGCCAGCGCUCAGAAGGGCCGGUUGUAUUUGGCUUCUAUCCCUUGUACAAUAUCUUAGUGGGGAGAAGGAAAUAGCUGAGAAUGCUUCGCGUAUCCAUGUGGCCUUUAUGCGUUUCCUUGCUGAUAGAGACGAACUUGUUCAAGAGCUGGCCUCUCGAGGUUUGAGUAUCAUCUACGAACUUGGCGAUGCUGACCUUAAGGAGACCUUAGUGAAGGGUCUUUUCAAGUCGUUCACCGACUCGGAGACAACUAACAAUCUCACCGCUGGAACGGUGGAUUUGGAGACCCAAUUGUUUGAUCCAGAUGUGUUGAAAACCCACGAUGGGUCUGUUUCGACUUAUAAGGAUGUUCUCAAUUUAGCCCAAGAUGUCGGUGAUCCCGGUUUGGUCUACAAGUUUAUGUCAUUGGCAAAGUCCAAUGCUUUGUGGUCAUCAAGAAGAGGAAUGGCUUUUGGGUUAGGAUCCAUCAUGGCUAAAUCAAGCUUGGACGACAUGCUUCUCAGUAACAAGAACCUUAGCAACAGAUUAAUCCCUAAGCUUUACAGGUAUAGAUUUGAUCCUAAUGUUGCAGUGUCAAAAUCGAUGAACGAUAUCUGGACGGCUCUUAUUAAGGAUGGACCGAAGACUAUACGGACGCACUUCGAUAUUAUCUUGAAUGAAAUCCUCAAGACCAUGGGCUCCAAGGAAUGGCGUGUUCGUCAGGCCAGUGCAGCUGCUCUUGGAAACUUGCUACAGACUCAGCCUUUAGAGCAGUACGAAUCCAGGCUUGAAGAAAUUUGGAGCAUGAGUUUCCGUGCUAUGGAUGACAUCAAGGAGAGUGUUCGUAAGGAGGGCGCUCAAUUGUGUCGUAUGUUGGCCAGAACUCUUUCAAGACUUGCAGAUGUGAGUACAGGUAACGUCACAGUUGCUAAGGCGACCGAAGUGUUGAAUUAUCUUAUUCCAUUUUUCUUGGGUACGAAAGGAUUGCAUAGUGAUGCUGAAGACGUCAGAGACUUUGCACUUGAAACCAUCUUAAACCUUUGCAAGGUUGGUGGGAAAGCGGUGAGACCACAUGUACCUAAGCUCUUGGAGACUUUUAUCGAAUUGAUGUCAACCCUCGAGCCUGAAGUUGUCAAUUAUCUUAUGUUGAAUGCUGAGAAGUACAACUUGAGAACCAACGAUGUGGAUGCCAAAAGACUUCAAAGUCUUAGUCAUUCGCCAAUGAUGGAUGCAAUUGAGAAGAUCCUUGCUAUCGCAGACGAGGAGUUGAUGCCACAAAUUGUCAACUCGAUUCGUAAGUCGGUAAAGAAAUCGGUGGGGCUUCCAUCAAAGGUUUGUGGCAGCAGAGUCAUUGUCAACCUCAUCACCAAAAACUACAUGAAUGCAAAGCCAUACGGUGAUAAGCUUCUUGAGAUUUGUAUUUCGCAAUUGAAUGAUCGAAAUGCUACUGUUGCUUCGUCGUACGCUGCUGCUGCCGGAUAUGCGUCCAAGAUUGCAAGCCUCGACGCGGUAUUGAAUUACAGUGAGUUGAUCUCAAAGACUUACCUUGAGGCUGAGGAUGAAGCUCCAAGAAGACUCGCAGGAAUUGCCUCAGAAAGUGUCAGCAGAUAUAGUGGACUGGAUAGGUUUGAAGCAGUUGCAACAGCGUUCCUCCCCUUGGUUUACAUUGCCAAACAUGAUGAAUCAGAGGAGGUCAAGGAGAUCUUUGAACGUGAGUGGAUAGAGAGUUCAGGAGGAAGAAGCGCAGCCAAGCUUUACUUUGAUGAAAUUCUCAAGAUCAGCGAAACAUACGGCAAGCUGAACAACUAUUAUGUUCGCCAGGUCAUUGCAAGAGCUAUUGCAGAUGUCUGUAAGACCGUUGAGAUUGAUUCUGAUAAGCAGUUACAGACUCUCUUUACUUUGCUUUUGGAGUUCUGCAAGGGUAAGUCUUGGUCAGGUAAAGAAUUGGUGUUUGAGGCAUUGGUCGAUUUUAGUGUUCUAAAGUCAGAUUAUGUCAGGAAGAACGAAGACUUACUUGAACAACUUUACAAGACGGUUCAAGUUGAGGGUAAAAGAAGAAACAAAGUCUACCAAGUCAAAGCCAUUCUUAGUGUUGGCAAGUUUAUCCACGAGUUCCCAGAGAACUUAGAUUUGGUCGAAACUUACGUUGAAGUCAUGGCUGACGUUCUCACAGAAGAUUAUCUAGAGGAGAUUGAUCUCGCAGAACAUCAGUCAACUAAGAAGUUGAACAAGAGCCAGGAAGAUAUCAUCUUUGAAGAGUUCAACUUGGAUAUCUUGAAGAAUAUAUUCCAGUCUGUGUCUCCCAAACAGCUUCACAAGGACCUUCUCCAAUUUGCAUUCGAAUCGUCAGCCAAGUUCAAGAACUCAAGCCAUGAACAGUCAUGGAGAACUUGUACAGGGUUCAACGAGAACUUCAAGUUUCUUUUGGAAGGUUUGGCUAAUGAGAAAACAUCACUUGGUUCGUCAGAACUAGAUUUGUUGACCAAGGCCUUUAAGAUGCUAUUUGAGUUUGGCGAUAAGGGAAUGUUAGAGAAGAACCUUAUUAUGUUGGCUAGGAACUCGAAAACGUUCUUUAAAGUAUUAGAACAGAACGGCGCCGUCAAUCAAGCUUCAUAUGUCGUGGACAAUUUGAAGAAGAUACAGCAAGAAUCGAUUUCCACGAUAACAGCGAACGAGGUGUCCAGCGCCAUUGAAGCAUUUAAUUAA
Candidozyma haemuli is the source of this 5508-nucleotide messenger RNA. It is a transcript of the gene ECM29, whose product is annotated as Ecm29p. Gene Ontology annotation, biological process: proteasome assembly. The coding region runs from base 1 to 5508 and encodes 1835 amino acids. NCBI's taxonomy places the organism in Eukaryota, Fungi, Ascomycota, Pichiomycetes, Serinales, Metschnikowiaceae. Gene Ontology annotation, molecular function: molecular adaptor activity; protein binding. Gene Ontology annotation, cellular component: nucleus; cytoplasm. The record is from RefSeq and is a predicted model, not a curated record. The transcript has a single exon.